AUGUAUACUAUUCAUACUGGUCCACGAUCGUUUGAGGAAGUUAAAUUAUUUUUAAGAAAUGAUACGUUUAGAAUUAUUUCACACUAUGACACGGAAAAGAUAAAUAGUGUGGGUUUCUAUGAAGCACUUUCAUUUUUUGAAGAUUCUGGUACAAAUUUCCCUGAAAAAGAUGUUUAUGAUUUAUAUGGUGAAGAUAUUUAUAAAAGAUUAUAUUAUAAUGAUAUUUUUAUGCAUUUAAUAGAGCAAUUAAGAAAGAAUAUAUUUCAAAUUUAUAGAUUUUUUCAAUACUAUUUUGAAGAAUUUGAUUCAUAUAUCAUAACAAGCAAAGAAAUUGAAGAAUUAUUUAAAAAACAAUCAAUUGUUCGUAUAAAUCCAAGAAUGGCUGCUUUGAAUUUAAUUCUAAGAGUAAAUGGAAAUGAUCAUCUUGUUACAAAUACUCAUAAAAUUAAUACUUAUAUUGAUUUUACAUUAAGAGAACAUGAUCGAAAGGUAUUAAAAGAUUUAGAAAAAGAAUUUAAAAAGGAAAAAAGAAUUGAAGAAGAUAUUGAAUUUAAAUUACCAAAAUUUUCAAAAUUCAGUCAACCCAUUUCACAGCACUGA
Messenger RNA from Dictyostelium discoideum AX4, 600 nucleotides. RefSeq lists its product as hypothetical. The coding region runs from base 1 to 600 and encodes 199 amino acids. NCBI's taxonomy places the organism in Eukaryota, Evosea, Eumycetozoa, Dictyosteliales, Dictyosteliaceae. The record is from RefSeq and is a predicted model, not a curated record. The transcript has 3 exons.